This is a messenger RNA of Cyclopterus lumpus (lumpfish), 1955 nucleotides long. RefSeq names its product cytochrome P450 27C1. Gene Ontology annotation, biological process: cholesterol metabolic process; C21-steroid hormone biosynthetic process; glucocorticoid biosynthetic process. Gene Ontology annotation, cellular component: mitochondrial inner membrane. The transcript is spliced from 9 exons. Gene Ontology annotation, molecular function: oxidoreductase activity, acting on paired donors, with incorporation or reduction of molecular oxygen; iron ion binding; monooxygenase activity. The coding region runs from base 26 to 1609 and encodes 527 amino acids. The record is from RefSeq and is a predicted model, not a curated record. NCBI's taxonomy places the organism in Eukaryota, Metazoa, Chordata, Actinopteri, Perciformes, Cyclopteridae.
GACACGGUACCGCACAGACUCCAUCAUGAGCUCCUCGGCGGCUGCAGCUCGAGCUCUGCGGCUCUGCGCGCGCUGCUGCCGGACUCCGGCGGCGCACCGGGCCGGUCCGGAGCCGCCGCUUCGGGGCUUCGACGCCCGGAGGACCCUGAACGUCCAGGCGGCCAGCGGGGCCGCGGAGGCCGGCAAGCUGAAGAGCAUCGACGACCUGCCCGGACCCAGCUCGACCACCACGCUGUACUGGCUGUUCCUGCGAGGGUACGCGGACAAGAGCCACCUGCUGCAGGAUGUGCAGAAGAACCUCUACGGGCCCAUCUGGCGCUCCAGGAUCGGCCCGUUUGACCUGGUCAACGUGGCGACCCCGGAGCUCGUGGCCCAGGUGAUCCAGCAGGAGGGCCGCUACCCGUGCCGGGCCGAGCUGCCCCACUGGAAGGAGUACCGGGACCUGAGGGGCCAGGCCUACGGGCUGCACGUGGACUCGGGGCCGGAGUGGUACCGCAUGCGCAGCGCCCUGAACCCCAAGAUGCUGAAGCCGCGGGAGGUGGUGGCCUACGCGCCCGUCAUCCAGCAGGUGGUCGGGGACCUGCUGCGGCGCGUCGAGCUCCUCCGGAGCCGCAGCCGGGAUCGGGCCACCGUGUCCGAUGUGGCCGCCGAGCUCUACAAGUUCGGCUUUGAAGGUAUCUCCUCCAUCUUGUUUGAGAGCAGGUUGGGCUGCCUGGAGGAGGACAUCCCCCCGGACACGCUGCGCUUCAUCACCGCCGUCACCGAGAUGCUGACGCUGUCCGAGACCGUGGUCCUCUUCCCCCGCUGGAGCCGCGGCGUCCUCCCCUUCUGGAGCCGCUUCGUCCGGGCCUGGGACGACCUCUACGACGUGGCUCGCUCACUCAUCGACAGGAGGAUCGCGGAAAUCGAAGCUCAGGUGUCGGGCGGCGAGCCGGCGGAGGGCAUGUUCCUGACCUACCUGCUGUCCUCUGAUAGGCUGAGCAGAGCCGAGGUCUACAUCAGUGUCACCGAGCUGCUGCUGGGGGGCGUCGACACGACCUCCAACACCCUGUCCUGGGCCUUGUACCACCUGGCGAGGGACCGCCGGGCUCAGGAGCGACUGCACCGGGAGGUGAGCUCCGUGUGUCCCGGAAGACGGGAGCCAAUCACGGAGGACCUGAGCCGGAUGCCAUACCUGAAGGCCGUCGUCAAGGAGACGCUACGUCUUUAUCCCGUGGUGCCCGGUAACGGACGCUUCAUCUCCGAGGACGAGGUGGUCGUGGGCGACUACUGGUUCCCGAAGCGGACCCAGUUCCACCUGUGCCACUACGCCACCUGUCACGACGAGGAGCAGUUCGUGGGCGCCGAGCUCUUCGCCCCUGAGCGCUGGCUGCGAGACGCCGGCGGCUCCUACCGCCACCACCCGUACAGCUUCCUCCCCUUCGGCGUGGGCGUGCGGGCCUGCGUGGGCAAGAGGCUGGCGGAGAUGGAGAUGUUCUUCGCCCUGUCCCGGCUCGUGCAGCACUACGAGGUCCAGCCCGAACCCGGAGCUCCGGUCGUGGAGCCCAAGACUCGAACCCUGCUGGUCCCCGCGAGGCCCAUCAACCUGCGCUUCCUGCCCCGGGCCUGAGGAGGGCGCCACCGAGGCUCAGCGAGCUGCUCGUUAUUCUAGGAGCAACGUUGAAGAACGAACUCCAUUAAAUAACCUUUAAAGUCAACUUGGAAACGAGGGAAGGAGAGGAAAGGAGGGGAGGAAAGGAGGAGAGGAAUCAAGGGAAGGAAAGGAGGAUUAGUUCUUGCAACAGUUUAAAUAACAAUCAAAGCUUCUCUUUGCACAGAACAUUGAUUUAACCGUUUGUAUUUAAGACGACAUAACCUCUAUAACACCUGUAAUGUUAUCAUGACUGACUACGUGUUGUUGUUGUUGUUGUUGUUGUUGAUCGCUUCAUUUAAAUAAAGUUUUGGUCUGAACUUGU